UUUUUUUCUUUUUCACUAUCUCUUUCUCUACAAAAACUCCAACUCAAGACGGGAAUCUGUUGAAUCAGUUUGUUCUUUGUCAGCUUCAUUGCAAGUGUUUGUUUUAUUGAGAGAGAGAGAGAGAGAGAGAGAGAGAGAGAGAGAGAGAGAGAGAGAGGGCGAGGAAAUGAAGGCAGAAGAUAAAAUGGGGCAUGAUCGGGGGAUAGGGUUCGAGACGGACGACGAGGAGAACGAGGCUCAGAUGGUUGGAGAGACAGAGGAGGAAGAUGACGAAUCCGAUUAUUCCAAUUCCUCGUCAUUCGAGCAUUCCGAUUCUAGGCUCAGUGAAGCUUAUGGUACGUCCUGGCCCCAGUCCUAUAGGCCGUCGAUAGACAUGUACAGCACUGUAAGGACCCCUCCCAACCUCAGUUUUCUAGCUCACUCCUUGUCUUCUUCUAUACACAAGAGAGUCUCGAGUCCGGAUGCUUCCUUGCAUAAGCCCUUCAUUUCCACAACAUCGGCCAGAGCAUCCCCACGUUCUCCAUCUUAUCCUUCAUUCCAAAGGACCCAAUCGAGGAGCUCAGCCCCAAGGCUUUCAUAUCAUGAACUAGAAGUAUCCCGUCAAUGCUCUUAUGCUCAAGCAGUCCUUAAUGGAGUCAAUAUUCUAUGUGGAGUAGGACUCCUUGCAACCCCUUAUGCAAUCAAAGAAGGUGGAUGGAUGGGGCUUUUGAUACUUACGGGUUUUGGUGCUAUCUCAUGCUACACUGGGAUUUUGCUGAAGUGGUGCUUAGAGAGCACUCCCGGGCUCCAAACUUAUCCAGAUAUUGGGCAGGCUGCAUUUGGAGUAGCAGGUCGCUUGACGAUAUCUAUAAUUCUAUACGUGGAGCUCUAUACAUGUUGUGUGGAGUACAUCACUCUAAUGAGUGAUAACUUGUCGGCAUUGUUCCCAAAUGCACAUUUGAAUUUUGCUGGAGUUCAUCUAAAUCCUCACCAGUUCUUUGCCGUAUUGGCAACCAUACUUGUUCUUCCGACUGUUUGGCUUCGAAAUCUAAGUUUCCUUUCAUACCUUUCAGCUGGGGGAGUGAUUGCAUCAUUGCUGGUGGUGAUUUGCUUGUUGUGGGUCGGGGUGGUCGAUCAAGUGGGGUUCCAUCCAGGUGGGACUCUUUUGGACCUUGCAAACCUUCCUGUUGCACUUGGGCUAUAUGGUUUUUGCUACGCCGGGCAUGCUGUUUUUCCAAACAUAUACUCGUCUAUGAAGAAGCCAGCGGAUUUCCCCUCAGUUCUAAUAGCCAGUUUCAGUAUAUGUUGGCUUCUGUAUUCUGGGGUAGCUGUAGCUGGAUAUUUGAUGUUUGGUGAAUCCAUCAAGUCCCAGUUCACUCUAAACAUGCCACAUCGAUUCCUGGCUUCUAAAACCGCUGCUUGGACAACGGUUGUGAACCCUCUCACGAAGUACGCCUUGACGAUCACGCCGGUCGCACUGAGUCUAGAGGAACUCGUGUCUUCACAACGUCUCAGAUCUCAUUUCAUUUCGGUGCUCAUCAGAACAGCUUUGGUUCUAUCAACACUGUUUGUGGCACUCAAAAUCCCAUUCUUUGGUUUUGUGAUGGCGCUGCUUGGAUCUCUCCUUACCAUGAUUGUGGCGCUUAUUUUCCCAUGUGCUAGCUAUCUCAGCAUCAUGAGAGGAAGAGUAAGCAGGUUUCAGGCUGCUGUGUGCAUUUUGAUUAUCAUGGUGGGGAUCACAAGCGCAUGCAUUGGCUCGUAUUCAGCUAUCAAGAGAAUAGCUGACAAUAUGGCGUGAUCUGGGCUGUCAAUGAUCAGAAUGUGGGUUGACCGGGUCCAGAUCUUAGCUUGUGGGCCCAGGCCGUCUGGAUGGGCCUAUUAAAAUUUGAUUUGUUCAAUCGGCCCAUUGACAACCCUCUGUGUAAUGGCACGAAAAAAGAAUCAUAGUAAAAAAACCAAAUUUUCUCAUACAAACCUAAAUUCAUGGAUAAUUUCUGAUUUGGGCUCAAUCACUUAUUUCUUUUGUAUUCUUUUUAUGAUAUCAGACCGUUGAUAUGUUACCGACGGUUAUGAUCAUUCCUUGUAAUAGAUGGUUUUUUUAACAAUGUAGUUGUGCACU
This is a messenger RNA of Magnolia sinica, 2098 nucleotides long. RefSeq names its product amino acid transporter AVT1D-like. Lineage: Eukaryota; Viridiplantae; Streptophyta; Magnoliopsida; Magnoliales; Magnoliaceae. Gene Ontology annotation, cellular component: plasma membrane. The transcript has 11 exons. The coding region runs from base 167 to 1777 and encodes 536 amino acids. The record is from RefSeq and is a predicted model, not a curated record.